Molecule: messenger RNA, 570 nt
Organism: Sinocyclocheilus grahami
Lineage: Eukaryota; Metazoa; Chordata; Actinopteri; Cypriniformes; Cyprinidae
Product: stonustoxin subunit alpha-like
Exons: 1
Coding region: 1-570 (189 amino acids)
Molecular function (GO): protein binding
Source: RefSeq, a predicted model, not a curated record
AUGCAACUGUUUUUGUCUCUGUUGUGUUCAGAUUUCUGUGAUCUCACACUGGAUCCAAACACAGCGAACGCUCAACUCAUUCUGUCUGAGAACGGAGAGGUGAAAUUUGUGGAUGAGCAGCAGCUGUAUACUGAUCAUCAAGACAGAUUUAAAGAUGUUCCUCAGGUUCUGUGUCGAGAGAGUCUGACUGGACGCCAUUACUGGGAGGUUGAGCGGACUGGCUGGGCUCGUGUAGCAGUGGCCUAUAAAACAGUCAGCAAAGAAGGGACUGUUAGUAAGUUUGGAUACAAUAACAAGUCCUGGUGUCUCUUCUGCACUGUUGAUGGAUUUGUUGUCUGGCACAACAAUCUGAGCAACAACAUUCCCGCUCCUUCUCCCUCCUCUAAAAGAGUAGGAGUGUAUCUGGACGUGUCGGCCGGCACUCUGUCCUUCUACAGCGUCUCUGACACACACACACUCACACACUUACACACAUUCAACACCACAUUCAUUGAACCCCUCUAUGCUGGCUUUAAGGUUUUUUAUUCCUCAAUGUCACUGUGUAAGAUUACACAACAGACAAACAACUGA